Molecule: messenger RNA, 1812 nt
Organism: Anthonomus grandis grandis
Lineage: Eukaryota; Metazoa; Arthropoda; Insecta; Coleoptera; Curculionidae
Exons: 9
Coding region: 156-1616 (486 amino acids)
Molecular function (GO): protein binding
Source: RefSeq, a predicted model, not a curated record
UCUCCGCUGUCAAAACUCAACUGUCAGUUUCAGGCCUUUAAUCAAAAAAAAUAAUAAUAAAAACCAUAAACAAAAACCAGCUUAAAAUUUACCAAAUUUUUUCAUAAGUAUUUACAAUUUCCCAUCGAUUUUAACCUCGUCCCUUUCCACCCACCAUGAUGGAUCUCCUGGAGGAAAUAACCGACGAGAGUGACCACGAGCAGCAGCAGCAGCAGCAGGAGAGUCCCCGGGGGUACUACACCAGGGCCAAAAGGCGACGACUGUCGGAGCAGUUCCCGCAGGAUAGAGAGGACGCCUCCUCUUCCUCCUCCUCCUACAGGGUUCCGGAGGUCAGCAAGAGGAAGAACCCGAUUAUGUUCGUGCCCACGGAGGUUCUGCAGAGUAUAUUCAAGCAUUUGACUUACCACGAAUUAAGUUCGAAGGUGAGGCUGGUCAACAGGAGAUUCAAAAUUGUAGCGGAAGAUCUACUGAAUCUGGGUUAUAAAAGGAUACAGAGGAAGUUUAGGGCCCUGAUCGCGUCUACGGAAGUGGCCCUACGCUGUAUAGAGGACGACAUGGAGACUAAAUGCAUCGCCAGGCUGCUCUCCUUAUUGGAAGUUUUAAAUUUACAGUACGCCGUGGUACUUUCGACCAUAUGGCGGUACGUCUACAACGACCUUUACAAGUGCAAGUCGACCUGCAUGUACGCCGGCUUAAUCAUAGACACCCACGAGGCUUUUUUCUGGAAAUUCGUACAUUGUCCGAACCAGUUGUACUCGCCGGCAGUCAUCAAGGAGUAUACUUAUCCCCCGGAAGUGACGAAAAUCAUCCAGAUGACCAAGACGUUUUGCAUCCAUUUCGACAAGACGAACGAGGAGACCGGCUCGAAUUCCUGUUUUUUGAGCGGCUGCAAGAUCGUCGAUAUCCUGGAUAGCGCCAGGUACUGCCAGAGGGUGGCACAGGUCGAAAGGAGAUCCCCGGAUACGUUCGUCGGGCGGUACAGCUACUUUUUCAAGAAUUCGUGGUUUAUAGCGAUGGAAAUCGUGCAGAACAAACCGAUGGACUGGCCCCAGCAGCAACGGAUGAUGCACAUGAGACUACGCAGGAUCGUUUUGGCACAUAACGACAUGUAUUUGUUGCAAGAUCAGUACGAACGGGAGGUCUUACUCAGACCGGAAGCCCUUAAUCAAAUAAGGAAACCCAGCAACAACGUUUACACCGGAUAUGGGGACGUGGAGGAUAAGUUUUUUUACUAUGGCGUCAUGAAUGACGGGGCGUACUUGUCGAAAUUCCAAAAUAGCGACGAGAACGAGGAGCAAGACGACGAGGACGAAAUCAACGAGUUUGCCGUCCAGAACAACGGGGCCGACGGCGAUAUGGAACGCGUCAACUCCGAGGAGGACAUUUUGUACAGGUUGCCGUAUUUAGGUUUCCAAGUGGACGUAGCCGUUAAGUGUCCCACCCCCUUGGCCCCCCUUUUGUAUUUACAGUCUUUACCGUCCGGCGAUUUGGAAAAAGUCAACAGAAGGCACAGUUUAAAAGGUGAAUCCCAUAUACAAAUGGAUUUCAAAUGUUAUGGGGCGCAUUACGCGCGCUUGCCAACCGGUUACACCUAUGACGUCAUAUGGAAGAGCUGAAUGAAGUGCGUCCCUGUUUUUUUCCCCAAUUUCUACCUCAUUUACCCUGUUAUUUUAUUAAUUGAACCGCACCUUUUUAAAGUUUCAUUCGGUUGUACUGUGUAACGUUAUCGCGUCCCCUGUGUGAUAUUAUUUUUUACAUCCUAUUUUCUUUUGUAUGAUAUUAUUUAUGACCAAUAAAAACGUAUGGAAUUAA